Molecule: messenger RNA, 1485 nt
Organism: Poecile atricapillus (Black-capped chickadee)
Lineage: Eukaryota; Metazoa; Chordata; Aves; Passeriformes; Paridae
Product: basic proline-rich protein-like
Exons: 4
Coding region: 1-1485 (494 amino acids)
Source: RefSeq, a predicted model, not a curated record
AUGGGCUUGGCGUGCGAGGCCCGGGCGCCGCGGAGGGGUGAACGCGGGACACGGGCAGGCGCCGGCCCGGAGCGCCGCGGCGGGGGCGGUGAGCGGCCCCCGCACCGGAGGAGGCCGCGGCGGGAGGUGACUGCCCGCGGGGCCGGGCGGGAGCCGGAGCCCCCGGAGCCGAGUGACGCCGGGACACAAAGGCGGAAAGGGCGGGGAGGACACGCACAGUCACCCGCGGCCGGUCACACCCGCCCGGUCACACGCACCCGCCCGGUCACCCUCCCGCUGGAACCUCCACCCCAGCGGCCCCGGCCCCGCCUGCCGCCGCCCGGGGGGUGGAACGGGCACCCCGCAGCCUCGGGGCCCCGUCCCGGCGCCCGCACUGGGGGGGCUAUGACCCGGGGGGGCCGCGGGGGCCGCACCGGCGGCGCGCCGGGGAGCCCUUACCGAGACACCGGGUGGUCCUUACCGAGACACCGGGCGGCCCGGCCGCGGUGCGCCCCGGAGCCGCCGCUCGCCCACCGGGAUGGAGAGCCCCUACCCGGGCAGGCCCCCCCCCCCCACCCCGGGAACGCCGGGUCUCGGGAGCGAGGAGCCGCUCCUCGGGACGCAGCGGGAGCCGGGCGGGCGCACCGGGGUCCCGACAGCUGGAGCGAGGAGAACCGAUCCAGCUCCCGUUCCCCGGAGGCAGGCAAAGCUCCAGGUGACCGAGGACACGGAGGGUCUCUGAGGGUGAGCAUAGCUCCCGAACAACCCAAGAGGGGCUCUGCCGUGCGUCCCCCCCCGGGAACCGCGGGGAAGCGGGGCCACCCCUCCCGCUCCGGGGAAAGCAACCGAGAGAGCGCGGUCCCGGUCCGCGGAUCCCCCCGCAGCCCGACCCGGGCCCCCUCCAGCUCGGCGCGGCUCCACUCACCGAGCACGGCCCCGCGGAUCCCGGCGCAGCGGGAGCUCAGCUGCCUCCGGCGGCAGAAAGAGGGAGAGAUACCCCAGAAACGUCCCGGGGGGAGGUGGUGGUCGGCGCUGUCACCUCCUGAGUGCUGCAGCCGGUCCGAGCGCAGCCCUGACGCGGAGCUGCCGGGGAGGUGCCCCAAGUUUUAUCCCGCACCGCCCGGGGUGGAGCCUGGCAGGGGCAGGGACCGGGCAGGGACCGGUCUGGCCCCGGCAACGGCCCCGGCAACGGCCACGGCCCCUGCCCUGGCGCCCCCAACCUGGAGAGAGGAGCGACCCCGUAAGGGGCUCCCAGGCCCGCGGUGCCCAGCUGGGGCCUCGCACGGAGCUGCCGCAGUGAGUGGGAGCGUUCCCACGGGCGCGGGGCCAGCGGCCGGGAUCAUGCGGGGCACACCCCGGCAGGAGGGUGCAGCCGAACCACUGCACCUCCACCCGCCCGGCCCAGCCCACCAGGGCACCGCCGAGGUGGGAGCGGUGCCGGGCUGGGGGUCCCGGCGCCCCCUCCCCGUCCCCCGAGCCCCGCGGGGCCGAGCGGCUCAGCCUUAG